UCGCCAAGAACUUCAGGAAACAUGUAUCGGCUCUUUGUGACGAUGACGGUAAUCACGGUAAUCAACUUCGCGUCAAUCAACGCGGAGUCGUAUAGAAUUCCGUUGUACGAGACAUCGUCCAUUAGACGAUACCGACGUUCGGAGAUGGACUCGAUUGUUCUGACGAACUACGAAGAUUUCGAAUACUACGGUGUUAUCGAAAUUGGAACUCCACCGAAAAAGUUUAAAAUACUUUUCGACACUAGUUACUCAGGUCUCUGGGUACUAUCCAAAAAGUGCAACGUCAGCCAACCUGCUUGCUCGGAACAUAAUAAAUACGACAAUACGAAGUCCUUGUCAUACUUCAGAAAUGGAUAUCCCUUUAAUAUUACUUACCGUCAUGCGAGAAUGUAUGGAAAUUUAUCUAUAGAUACCAUAAGGAUUGGAUAUUUUAAACUAACAUCACAGACAUUCGGAGAGAUAUUCAAUUUCUAUCCAACAAUGUUUUGGUCACAAUGGGACGGCGUUCUGGGGAUGGGUUAUCCCGCCUUAUCUCUCUUUAAUGAGACACCUACUCCUGUCGCCAAAAACGAGAUUUAUGAAAAAAUCGUUGCACCAACUUUUAGCUUCUAUCUGAAUCGAAAGCACAACUCACAUUCCAACGGUGAACUGCUAUUGGGUGACACUAAUCCUUCUCGUUACGUGGGCGAGUUGACGUAUGUGGAUGUUACCCGGCAAAAAUACUGGCAAUUUAAAAUGGAUAAGAUUCAAACAGAAAAGAACAUCUUUUGCUCGGAAGGCUGUCAAGCUAUCGUCGACACAGGCGCUUCUGUGAUAGGUGGACCACCGCAGGCUAUCGCAACUCUUUACAGAGAGAUCGGUGUUAAUAAUGGAGCAGUGAAGUGCGACGAGAUUUCUAAUUUGCCCGAUAUCAGUUUCGUCAUAGGUGGUAAGACGUUUCGACUCACUGGCCAAGAUUAUGUCAGGAAGGUCACAGAAGACCGAUGCAUUUGCAUGCUCCAAAGUAUUCCGUAUAAUGAUGAAGUAGAAUGGAUUUUGGGCAACAUUUUUAUUCGUCGUUAUUAUACGGUUUUCGACAUGAAGAACAACCGAGUGGGAUUUGCCAUGGCAAAACAUUAAAUCUUGAUUGCCUUCUCAUGAAGUGAUAACUUUAAAUAUUAGAAAAUUUAAAUGACAAAUAAGUCAAAGUUUUUUAGAAUAUUGACUCGCAUGUGCCUAUUGGCCUGUUUUUAUUUGUUAUUAUUUAUGUAUUAUGUGGUUAAAUUAAUACGUAUUUGAGAAUUAGAAGACAGAUAUGCGAUACUUAUUCUACCAACGAUUUGGUACAUCUUGUUCUUUCGGCAACUAUCGAAUUGUUAGGUAUUGUGAAUAUGACUUGUAUAUAAGUUUGUUAAAAUGAAGCAUGUAUUUUUUAAACUGAAUAUUGAUUUCAUAUAGCGCCUUUUCAAUCUCAUAUUAAUGUAGUAUCCCAAAAAAUAUUAUCUCGUUUAAUCUUAUUAUAAAUUUUCUGCUUACAUACGAGUACAAGAUAUCAUAUAACAUUCUGCUUAUAUGUAUAAGAGUACGACAUACCGCAUUUGCAAUCAAUAUAUAACUUUUUACAUUUCUUAUGCUUACACAAACGUAUACACGCAUAAAUCUUUUGCUUAUUAAUAAACAUUAUCUAAAAUAUUCGACACAUAGAUACCAAAUUGUUGAUACAAAAAUUAUCAUGUUGUAUAUAUUCUAAUUAAUAAAUUGUUAUAAUAUUGCAAAACUGGGUUAGGUAUCUCACUAUCGUUAAUAUUAUACACUUAUAUUUUGA
Molecule: messenger RNA, 1804 nt
Organism: Temnothorax curvispinosus
Lineage: Eukaryota; Metazoa; Arthropoda; Insecta; Hymenoptera; Formicidae
Product: lysosomal aspartic protease-like
Exons: 8
Coding region: 22-1119 (365 amino acids)
Biological process (GO): proteolysis
Molecular function (GO): aspartic-type endopeptidase activity
Source: RefSeq, a predicted model, not a curated record